AUGGCCGAGGACAAAAGAGAUAUCUCGUCUGAGUCCGAGAAGGCAGUCGCCGACCACACCGAGGUCACCGCCGACCAGCAUGCCAUUGCUGAGAGGGGCCAUGCUGCCACUGACAUUUACGGCAAUGCCCUGAUCCAUAUCGACCCCAAGGCCGAAUCCAAGCUGCGGACCAAGCUGGACUUGUUUAUUGUGCCUACCGUAUCCCUUCUGUAUCUCUUUUGCUUCAUUGAUAGAGCUAAUAUCGGAAAUGCCAAAAUUGCCGGCUUCGAGAAGGAUAUCGGCCUUGAGGGUUACGACUACAACAUCGUUCUCACCGUUUUCUACAUCUCGUAUGUCCUUUUCGAGAUGCCCUCGAACAUUCUCUGCAAGUGGCUCGGCCCGGGCUGGGUCCUGCCGGCCCUUUCCCUUGGCUUCGGCAUCGCGUCUGUCGCCAUGGCCUACGUGAAGAACUUCUCCCAGGCCUGUGGUGUUCGCUUCGUCCUUGGCGCCUUCGAGGCUGGUCUAAUGCCCGGCAUUGCCUACUACCUGUCUCGCUGGUACCGUCGCGCUGAACUUACCUUCCGCCUGUCUUUGUACAUCGUCAUGGCUCCCCUGGCUGGUGCCUUCGGUGGUCUCCUGGCCUCUGCCAUUCUGACUCUCGACCAUGUCGCCGACGUUUCGAGCUGGCGCAUGAUCUUCCUCAUCGAGGGUAUCAUUACUUGCGGUCUCUCUGUUAUUGCCUUCUUCACCCUCACCGACCGCCCUGAAACCGCUCGCUGGCUCACCCAGGAGGAGAAGGACCUCGCCAUCGCCCGCAUCAAGGCGGAGCGUGUCGGCACAACUGAGGUUCUGGACAAGAUGGACUGGAAGAAGCUGCUCCGUGGCAUCUCGAGCCCUGUCGUAUGGGCUACUGCCAUCUGCUACGGUCUGAACAACAUCACCGUCCAGGGUCUGGCCUUCUUCGCCCCGACCAUCGUUCGCACCAUUUACCCCGAUAAGACCACCGUUAUGCAGCAGUUGUACACCGUGCCGCCUUAUGUUGUUGGCGGUUUCUUCACCCUCAUGCUGCCACUGCUCAGCUGGCGCUUCGACCGUCGCCAGAUCUUCCUCAUCGCGACCACUCCCCUCGUCAUUAUCGGCUUUAGCAUGUUUCUUGGCACCGACAAUGCCAACGCCCGCUAUGGCGCUUGCUUCCUGCUUACCAGCUCCCUCUUCGCUGUCGGUCCUAUCGCCAACUCGCAAGUCAGCGCCAACGUCGUCACUGACACCGCUCGUUCCUCGGCUAUUGGCCUUAAUGUCAUGGCUGGCAACAUUGGUGGUCUCAUCUCGACCUGGAGCUACCUGCCCCACGAUGGCCCGGACUACCACAUCGGCAAUGGCCUCAACCUGGCAGUGACCUGUACCAUCUUCCUCGUCACCAUUGCCACACUGCUCUGGAUGAAGUGGGACAAUAAGAGGCGCGAGGCCCGCCACGUCGAGGAAGAGCUCGCAGGCAUGUCCGAGCAGGAGAUCAGGGAUCUGGAUUGGAAGCAUCCUGCUUUCCGGUGGAAGCCUUAG
Thermochaetoides thermophila DSM 1495 is the source of this 1536-nucleotide messenger RNA. RefSeq lists its product as uncharacterized. Gene Ontology annotation, biological process: transmembrane transport. Gene Ontology annotation, cellular component: membrane. The transcript has 5 exons. Lineage: Eukaryota; Fungi; Ascomycota; Sordariomycetes; Sordariales; Chaetomiaceae. Gene Ontology annotation, molecular function: transmembrane transporter activity. The record is from RefSeq and is a predicted model, not a curated record. Bases 1 to 1536 code for a protein of 511 amino acids.